AUGACGUCGGAGGCAGAGGCGGCGGCGCCGCCGGUAAAGCCUAGAAGUGGUAAGCUAUGCACCAUUUGCAACGCCAGAAGGGCGGCGCUCAAGCGUCCCAAAACCCUCGAGCAAAUAUGCAAGGAGUGCUUCUUCGAAGUCUUCGAAGACGAAAUUCACCGAGUUAUCGUAGAUAAUCACCUCUUAAAGCGGGGUGAGCGCAUCGCCAUUGGAGCUUCUGGAGGAAAAGAUUCCACUGUGCUUGCUUAUGUGCUGUCCGAAUUGAACCGAAGGCACGAUUACGGGCUGGAUCUUUUCCUGCUCUCGAUUGAUGAGGGCAUCACUGGUUAUAGGGAUGAUUCACUUGAAACUGUCAAGAGAAAUGAAAUCCAGUAUGGUCUUCCACUCAAAGUUGUUUCAUAUAAGGAUCUAUAUGGGUGGACGAUGGAUGAAAUUGUGAAGCUUAUUGGUUUGAAGAAUAACUGCACUUUUUGUGGUGUUUUCCGUCGCCAGGCCCUUGAUCGUGGUGCUGCACUUUUGAAAGUAGACAAGCUUGUAACCGGACAUAAUGCAGACGACAUAGCUGAAACGGUCCUCUUAAACAUAUUGAGAGGUGAUAUUGCCAGGCUGAGUAGAUGCACCUCUAUAACAACUGGUGAAGAUGGACCUAUUCCGAGAUGCAAGCCUUUUAAAUAUACUUAUGAGAAGGAAAUUGUGAUAUAUCCUUGCUAUAAUAUUGCUCCUAUUUUAUUUCGUAUUUACUCCCCGAACGCUUAUCGUGGUUUUGCUAGGGAGUUCAUUAAAGAUUUGGAGAGAAUCAGGCCAAGAGCUAUACUCGAUAUCAUAAAAUCAGGCGAGGACUUUAGAAUCUCGACUUCUACUAAAAUGCCAGAGCAGGGAAAUUGUGAAAGGUGUGGUUACAUAUCUAGCCAGAAAUGGUGUAAAGCUUGUGUCUUACUGGAGGGACUUAACCGGGGUUUGCCCAAGCUGGGUAUAGGGCGUAGCCGAGGUUUUGACAACGAGCGGAAUAAGGAUAUGAAAGAAACUAAUGGGACAGAGAGUUUACAGAGCAAGCAAUGUGGGAGCCUCGACUUCUGA
Messenger RNA from Striga hermonthica, 1077 nucleotides. NCBI's taxonomy places the organism in Eukaryota, Viridiplantae, Streptophyta, Magnoliopsida, Lamiales, Orobanchaceae. The record is from the annotation of a GenBank genome assembly.